UAAUGGAAGCAAAUUAAACACCUGCAGAUUACAAAUUGCAAGGUGAUAUAUUUUAUAUACCUGUAAAAAUUAAACAAAUCCCUUAUUUAAGAGUAAAAUCUCUUUCAUAAUAGAAACAUAAAAAAAUGGAAUGAUUACACUUGAUUGGUUGGACAGGAAAAAUUCAGAAUGUUCUUAACAAAUAUGAUUAUUGCACAUAGUAUGCAGUUUAAAUUAAAUCCGUUUUUCAUUAUAGAUUUUUUCAUUUUAAAACUGAUUUACACCAUGG
Paramecium octaurelia is the source of this 268-nucleotide messenger RNA. Lineage: Eukaryota; Ciliophora; Oligohymenophorea; Peniculida; Parameciidae. The record is from the annotation of a GenBank genome assembly.